Protopolystoma xenopodis is the source of this 732-nucleotide messenger RNA. NCBI's taxonomy places the organism in Eukaryota, Metazoa, Platyhelminthes, Monogenea, Polystomatidea, Polystomatidae. The record is from the annotation of a GenBank genome assembly.
AUGUUCGGCAGUCUCGUGGCUGAAGAGACGCAAUGUCGAAGCUUCGGUGCAGUGCUUGCCGUGGCUCCUGACACGUCUGCCAUUCUGGCCGGGAAGGCGAGGCCGAUGUACCACGUGGACGCCAACAUGGCGGCCGACUGUCACGAAGACGAGGAAGAGCAGCAAAAUGAGGAAGAGGAGGCAGAAGAAGAGGAGGAAGAGGAGGAGGAGGAGGAGGAGCGGAGCACAGACGAGGAGGAGAGAAAGUUGUCCGGUCGAGAGUGUGGCAAAAGGUGGCCGCAGUUGGCCAAUGAACGGACGAGAAGAUGCCAACCGUCUCGAGCCUCAACGUCGACGUUGACGUCCUCAUCCUCUUCGACGUUGCGCUCUGCCGCGUCGGUCGCCUUGACUGAAGGCGAUCUGGCGCAGGCGAACCGGUCCCGUCGGCAACAGUUGCGCUUGACCGGCGUCGAUUCGCCCUCCAGACGGCACAGGCCGUCGGCUUCGUCGGCGUCGGCGUCGCCGUCGGCGUCAGCGUCGCCGUCGCCUUCGCUCUUGGGCCCCUUCGCCUCGGUUACCGCGUCGUUCGCGCCCGGCACGGCAACCUUCCACUCUUCAGACGACAUGCGUCUUGGACCAGACUCAGCCGGCGAGACGAUACUCUCUUCUUCCGACCUCGACGACGAGGACGCCGAGGCGACGGCGACGGCGACGGCAACGCCAACGCCAACGGCGAGGGCGAGGGCGAGGGCG